AACAGCAGCUAUUGUCGCCACUGGGCGCGUGCGUCGCCUUGCACUUCUGCCCUCUGGUCUUGCGGGUACGGACGCGGGUGGAAGCUGGGCGCCCAUGGCCGUGGCAGCGAUGGCCGGGCGUGGCCGCCUAUCGCACGCUGCGCCCGCGCCUAGCACGGAGGGGCUACCGCGCGCCUUUCUCCAGAGUCUGCGCACCCUCUUCGACAUCCUGGACGACCGGCAGCGCGGCUACGUGCACCUGCGCGAGAUCGAGUCCCGCUGGCAAGGUGCAGACGCACGCGAGCUGCCCUGCGGCGUGCUCGAGGGCCUGCGCCAGGUAGCCCCCGCCAAUGGCUACCUGACCUUCGAGCGUUUCGUGGCGGGCUUGCGCACCUCGCUCCUGAACGCCGAUGGAGGCCCGCGGGAUCAGGCACGCGUCGCGGCCCGGCCUGGGGACCAGUCAUCCCUGCAGCAGCGCCUGAUGUUCGCGCCGGCUGAUGAGCCGCGGACUGUCCUGGAGAGAAAGCCUCUGCCUUCAAGUGCACGCUCUGCUCCUGCUGGUCCCAGUGGCACCUCCCGGAAUCCUGAACUGUUGUGUGUCCCGGUGGAGGCGGCGCCCUGCCCCACAGAGCCUGAGCGGCCCCUGAGCAAGACGCUGGAGCGGAUCCCCAGCGCGGAUUCGGGUACAACAGCCUGCAAGACCCUGGACUUGGGCACAGGGGAAGCCCGGCAGACUCCGCGGGCCCGAGGCGAGCGUCGAAGGCAUACCAUCACCAACGGUGUGGACUGCAGCCUGUUGAAGCAAAUGAAGGAAUUAGACCAGGAACAGGAGGUGCUGCUGCAGGGUCUGGAGAUGAUAGCCCGGGGCCGAGAGUGGUACCAGCAGCAGCUGCAGCGUGUACAGGAACGUCAGCGCCGCCUGAGCCAGAGCAGAGCUGCCGCCGACCUUGGGGCUGAAGGGAGCCCCCGCCCUCUGGGGAGGCUGCUACCCAAAGUACAGGAGGUAGCCCGGUGCCUGGGGGAGCUGUUGACAGCAGCCUGUUCUGGCAGAGCUCCACCCUCAUCCUCCCCCUCAACCUCCCCCUCAACUCCAGUCUGGCAGCAGCAGACCAUCCUCAUGCUGAAAGAACAGAACCGGCUUCUCACUCAGGAGGUGACUGACAAGAGCGAACGCAUCACGCAGCUGGAGCAGGAGAAGUCUGCACUCAUCAAGCAGCUGUUCGAGGCCCGAGCUCUCAGCCAGCAGGAUGCGGGGCCUCUGGACUCCACUUUCAUCUAGUUGGUUGCACCUCUCUAGAACGAGUGCGCGCAGACUUCGCUCAGCUCCGUGGCGUUGCUGGGAGCCUGUCUUCUGACUGAAGACCAUCAGCUGGCUUAGACCUCAGAGCCCUUGAGCGGUGCUGCUCAGAGAUGUGCUCUGCCUGAAGCUGCUACUUCCCGUUGUGAGUGAGUGGGGGAGGAUCAUCCUCGUGUUUACCUGAUCUCAGGCAGCCCGGACAGAGAAGGGGGUAUGUUUACAGCUGUCCUGACCCCUCUGGCAGGGGUCCCUGGGAUCACUGGUGUUUAGUAAAAAGUAUUGGUCACA
This is a messenger RNA of Rattus rattus (black rat), 1564 nucleotides long. It is a transcript of the gene Sapcd2, whose product is annotated as suppressor APC domain containing 2. The coding region runs from base 95 to 1258 and encodes 387 amino acids. NCBI's taxonomy places the organism in Eukaryota, Metazoa, Chordata, Mammalia, Rodentia, Muridae. The transcript has 6 exons. The record is from RefSeq and is a predicted model, not a curated record.